CCUCUUUCAUCAUCCCUUCCCCUGAAUACGAUCCAAGCCUCGCUCUCCAGAGAUUUUGCAGCCACCGUCCCUGCUUCCAUCAGAUCAUACCGUCGACGGGUUGGGUUGCGCCAGGAUCACAUUACUUCGGGAUACUCAGUCGGACUUUCCCAAACUACACUCGCGCACCUCGAAGGCCGUAUGCCCAAUACGUCGCAUGGCACGUCUUGUAGUAUACCGGUAGGCCAACAUUUCCGGCUCGAGAUCGCUGAAUAGGCUUGUCAGCAUGUCGCGGCCUCGUUCGCCUGUGAGGGGAACUCCGAAUGCUCUCCAACCCCCUUCAGAUCCGGCAGCAGCAGAGGGCACAAAUCUACGAUCAAGCGCUCAAAGCGGAGGCGGUCGCACUAUUGCAUCGUACUACCAAGGUCGUUACGACGGAGACAUGUCGUACGGACACAGCACCAGCGCAGAUCCGGCUAGAAAUGGCUCUUCCAGUCGCGAUGUCAGUCCGACAAGCUCGCCUCAGAUGCACGCCGGACUAUCACGUCGUCUUAGCAGGGGAGAUCCUGAUGCCGCUGCUCAAGUGUAUUUGGGCAGUGGUGCGCGAAUGAGAGAUGGAGAGGAUGAGCAAGAGCUACACAUUGGCACAGUUGCCAGCCAGUACAGCAACAACCGGCGUCAGCAUGGAUCGUCAGGCAGUGCGGCCAGCUUUUACAAUCCCUUGGAAUCCUCGUUCGACGAGCCUUUUCGAUCUGCGCCUCCAGGCUCCACAGGCGAGGUUCUGGCAGGGACUCUCGGGCCGUACGCUCAAAGUGCCGGUCCCUCUGGCCAUGGACGCGACGGUAGUGCCGCUUCGGCAUUGGGCGAUGUGGGUCGCAUGCAAAGUCGACACCGUGCUUUCGAAGGGGGAGCUUCGGUCGAUACAGGCGCCUACGACGGUGCCGGACCUUUCCAUCUAGACUUCUCAGCGCCUCGCAUCCUCAGCGAUUCUCCUUCCCAAUCGCCAGUAAGCUUGCGCGAUCACGCUGCCCUUCCAGAUGUGCGAUUCGGUGCAGCGCAGGGCUGGAGCCAAUUUGGACAGGCACAGGAGGUGCAAUCGCCCGGCGAGAUGUCAUCAGCCGCAGAAAGCCCACCGAUGGGGCCAGGAAAGCGAAGCCGAAAUCACCUCUACGCCGCAGCUUCGCCUUCUCGCAUGGAUCAGGUGGAGUAUUUUGGCCAAGAUGACGUGCCUAGCGAGGGUCCGCGACUCUCUCAUCGUUCACCUGCUGAAAUCAUCGCUGGUGCAGGAGGGGACUCUCCGCUCGUCCAAACGGCAAGAGCUGGCUUGGAUCGAGUGGGCAAGUCCAUCAGACGUGUCAGUCGCAGGGUUGUAGGUUUUGAGCAACCGAUGGAUGCUGAUGGGCUGCGGGGGCCGCACAUUCGGCUUGCUGGCGAGGAUGGCAGCGAUGCUGGUGACAACACGCGUGAGACACCCAAGUCCUCGAAGAGCGAGAAAGUUCGACCCCGCGAGCAGGUCUUGCGAGGUCGGAGUCUCGGGCUUUUGGGACCGGAGAACAAGUUCCGGCGGAUCAUGGCCCGCUUACUAUCUAACAUAUGGUUUGAGCCACUGAUUCUGUGCUUGAUCAUCGUCGUUCUCGUCACCUUUGUGGUGCAAUCGUGGCCCAGCGCGUAUAAGGACCCACGGAAGCCCGGAUAUUUUGAUUACUGGCCGGACUAUGUCUUGCUGGCCAUCUUUUCCGUCUUUACUCUCGAGGUCGUCGCACGGGUGGUCGUCUCGGGGCUUUUGAUCAACCCCCCACCCCUCGUUUACGGUGGCGUGGUGGGCGGCUCGGUUACCAAUCAUGACCUUCAUCACACAGGUCGCAUUGAUGGUUCGGAAGAUGCCGAAGUCGAAUCGACAGAUAAGCUCGGCUCUUUGGAGGACCCAAACUCUGUAGCAGCAAGGCGGCGAAGAAUGUCGAAGUCCAAUACCCUCGACACGUUUGCUGAGCUAGGUGAUUCGCUCAAGAACCGCGCUAACGUCAUGCUGUAUCGGCACCGCGACGAUCACAUGGGUACCAGCACGGCGUCAAGGAAGUCCUACCUGGAGCACGGACCUACUGCAAAUGUAUCCAAACUUCAGGGCCAGUCUCCCAAUACAUCGCCAAGACUAGUGACUUCGCAUAAACUCGCACCUGACGGUAGAAUGGGCUUCAGCGAGUGGGGCGACACCAUCGCGCCGACCUCUCGACCCGGCGCCUCGCAGAAGCAGGAGAGCAGCACGAUGCCACCACAAGCCUCUGAUGCUGGAGCCAAGUUUCUUGCGUCACGUCCGCUUCCUUUCGCUCAAGCUAUCCUCGCGCAGCGAGCGCAAGCUGCGAAUUAUGCUUACUUGCGACACAGCUGGAAUCGCGUUGACCUGUUGUCUGUCAUUUGCUUCUGGGUUGCUUUCUUGCUCGGCAUAUUUCACGCCGAGCAGACCUCAGACCGACACCUCUACAUUUUCCGAGCAAUUGCCGUCCUCCGCGCGGCUCGUCUGCUCACAGUCACGAACGGUACGACGACAAUUCUGGCGAGUCUAAAAAUGGCAGCCCCAUUGCUAGUCAACGUUGCAUUCUUCACUGGAUUUGCGAUGUUGCUCUUCAGCAUCAUCGGCGUACAAGCUUUCCGAGGCAGCCUGCGGAGGAGCUGCAUCUGGGUCGGUGACUACGACAGUGAACCCGGCACCAACUACACCCUUAGCCAGUUCUGCGGGGGGCACGUUGACGUCGCUAGUGGUCAAGUGGUCGGUCCGCUCACCGAAGCUGGCUCCUCACUCGGAAGUCCGAAGGGCUACAUCUGCCCGCGCGGAUUGGUUUGCGUAAGGAGCGAGGAAAACCCCGAGGGCGGAACAAGAAGCUUUGACCACAUCUUUGCUUCUUUGCUACAAGUCGUCAUCAUCAUUGGUGCCAACAACUGGUCGGACACCAUGUACGACAUUGUGGACACUGAGCCUUUCGUGUCUUGCCUUUACUUCAUUGUCGCCGUCAUCCUUCUCAAUUUUUGGCUGGCAAACUUGUUCGUUGCCGUGAUCACGAACACUUUUGCAACGAUUACGGCCGAAACGAAGCAUUCUGCUUUCGCUGACGAGAAAAUCGAAGUCGCUGCUGUCCCAAAAGAGGAGGAGAAUAAUGCGAUGGCGCAGUAUCGCAAACGAGUCGCAAACGUCUACAAGCAAAUUUGGGGAUGGACGAAGUACUUUUGGCUUCUCGCCAUCAUUACCGACCUUGGCUUGCAAGCAAGCCAGGCAUCAUAUAACACCGAGGAGGAAGAGCGCCGCGGCUACUUAGCCGAGCUUGCCCUGACCGUCCUCUUCGAUGUCGAGAUCCUUUUGAGGUUCAUCUCCUUCGUGCUUGACCGCGACUCGCGCGGUUUCUUCGCCUCUCGACGCAAUCUGGUCGACUUGUUCUUGGCUCUCAUCACCUCGAUCAUCCAAAUCCCCGUCAUUCAUUCGAGCGCCGCCUAUCCUUGGCUGACUUUCUUUCAAUUGGCUAGGUUCUAUCGUGUUAUCGCAGCAGUCCCGCGUAUGCAAGCUCUCUUGAUCCGAGUCUUUGGUUCAAUGAGCGGUCUCAUCAACACAACCCUCUUCUUGAUCUUGAUGAUUGGACUCUCCGCCCUGCUAGCUGCCCAGCUGCUGCGUGGAGAGCUCCCACAAGAGGAUGACGACGGAGGAGUCUCAACCUUCUUAAACUAUGGUCGUUAUUGGUACAGCUUCGCAGGUCAGUGGCAAAUCAUGACUGCAGAAGACUGGCCAGAUCGGCUUUACAGCAGUCUCGAAGCUGGCUCUCAGUACAAACAAGCCGUAAUCGUCGGUAUCUUUCUCGGGGGCUGGAUGAUGUUUGCCAACUUCAUUGUUCUGAGUCUGUUUGUUGCCGUCAUCAACGAGAAUUUCAGCGUUGCAGAGGGCCAAAAGCGCGCGCAGCAGCUGGAAAUGUACUUGCAGAAGCUAGGGGAGCCUAGACAAGCCCUACCGGCGCGACUUCUGGACCAAUUCAGUCCCUAUCGCUGGCUACGCGAACGCAACCAAGCAAAGAUGUCGCAAGGCACUGGGAUGUCGCAAGGAGCCAAUGCUGUGGACGAAGAGAAGCGGCGGCGAAUGACUCUGCAUCAGGUCGUCAACCCUUCAAGGAUCAAGCGUAUCAUGGAUACCGUUAAGAAGGUUUUGCGUCUAGACGCGCCCGAGGAGCAUGUCCCACUGGACACUAUCCGUGCUCGAGAUGCCAGACGGUCAAUUUCCGGAGAGUCUAUGCUACAGGGUGCUUUGCGAGCGCAGCAGGAUCCGGAUGGGCGUAGGUCACGGCGCAUGCCAUCGCGCGGUGAUUCAAUCUUUGACACACUCACAGAAGAUGAGCAGGCGCGACUGUUUGCUCGAGAGCGUCGGUUGUCUCGCAUGCGCACCGACUUUGGUCUUGGUCUUGCCGAGCCACCCUCUCAGUCUGCAAUCAACGCCGAGCACGCCACCCGCUGGCAACACGACCCACGUAUCGCCCAGGCCCGCCUCAUGAACACGCAUCCUUCUUAUGAAAAGUCGCUCUGGCUUUUCUCCAGCAGGAACCCCUUCCGACGAUUCUGUCAGAGCAUUGUUCCUCCGAGUUACGGAGAGCGUCUUUUCGGACGACCGGUCUCACGCAGUCGUCACACAGUGUACCAGAUCGUCAUGUUCCUCACCAUCGCUGCCUCGAUUGUUGUAGCUGGCGUCGCGACACCGACAUACCGCCGCGACUGGUACAGAGAGCAUGGCCUCAAGCGAGGCUCUUGGUUCAGUAUCACGGAAGUCUCGCUCAGUGUCGUCUUCCUCCUGGAAUUCUUCCUGAAGGUCGUCGCGGACGGUCUGGCCUUCACGCCGAACGCUUAUCUCCUUUCCGCCUGGAACUCUCUCGACCUCUUCGUGCUCGCUACUCUAGUAGUCAACGUGAUUACGGAGCUGGCAGUCAUUGGAGGUGUCAGCCGCUUUACGCGAUCUCUGAAAGCUUUCAGAGCGUUGCGUCUCAUCAAUCUGGCCAGCGUACUUCGCAACACAUUUCACGCGCUAGUCGCAGGUGGCGGUCGCUUCAUCGAUGCAUCCGUGCUCGCAAUCCUCUACAUCGUCCCAUACGCUGUUUGGGGACAGAAUCUGUUCAGCGGCCUGCUGUAUGCUUGCAACGACACGGGCGACGCCAUCGCGGUCAAAGCCGAUUGCAUCGGAGAAUACUCGGCUACUGCAUCCCAAUGGAGCUUUUUGGCGCCUCGUGUAUGGGACAACCCAACAGACGGCAGCGUGUACUCCUUCGACGAUUUCCGCUCUGCCCUUCUCAUCCUCUUCGAAAUUGUCUCGUUGGAGGGGUGGGUGGCAGUCAUGACACGUGCCAUGAGCAUCGUGGGCCGGGACCAGCAGCCCCAACCCGAUGCCAGGCAGAUCAACGCACUUUUCUUUUUGGUUUACAACCUCGUCGGCGCCGUCAUCGUCUUGACGAUUUUCGUGUCCGUCAUCAUCGAGCAGUUUCAGACAUUCUCAGGCGCGGCAUUCUUGACGAAUGAACAACGCCAAUGGGUCGACCUGAAGCGUCUCAUCAAACGACAGCGACCUUCUAAGCGGCCCAAGGUGCAGCCGAAGGAUGCAGUCCGCGCCUGGUGCUUUGCACGUGCAACACAAAAGCACGGCUGGUGGUCGCGCAUGAUGACAUUCCUCUACUUUUGCAACAUCAUCGUUUUGGCUACACAACAAUUUUCUGAUCCUACCGAGGUAGAGAGGGCACGCGACUGGGUCUAUGUAGGAUUCGCAGUCAUCUACGCGAUCGACAUCAUCGUUCGCUUGAUGGGUCUAGGCUGGCGGGCUUACAAGAACAACUUCUGGAACAUCUACGAUCUAGUCGUCGUUGCUGGUACCUUUGCUACCACACUGCCUCUCCUCUCGCCUACAGAACUUGCCAGCACGGUCGACGUGCAGCUCCAAAAGAUCUUUCUCACAGCCGUCGCAUUCAAGCUUGUGCAGAAGAACAAUGCUCUGAAUCAGCUCUUCAAGACUGCUGUAGCCUCGCUGCCAGCCAUCGGUUCGCUGUUCGCCCUGUGGUUGGUGUUCUUCAUCACCUUCGCAAUCAUGUUCGUAGAGGUCUUUGGACUUACGCGCUGGGGCGAGAAUGAGACCUACUCGAAGAACUUCUCGACCUUCUUCGGCAGUGUCAUCUUCUUGAGCGCGCUCUCGACCGGAGAAGGUUGGAACCAGUAUAUGCACGACUACACAGUGCAGCCCCCCGAAUGCACUCCAGCAGCAAGCUACCUCGACACUGAUUGCGGAACGUCAUCAGGUGCGCUCACCCUUUUCAUCGCGUGGAACGUUAUCUCUAUGUACCUGUUCUUGAACAUGUUCACAGGUACUGUAGUCGAGAACUUUUCUUACGUCUUCCAGCUCGGAGGCAAACCGACGCUAUCUCGCGAACAAAUGCGCGCAUUCAAGAAGACCUGGGCAGCUUUCGACCCCGAGCGGAAAGGCUACCUUCAGCCAGCUCGCAUCGUCCCUUUUUUAAAUGCCCUCAACGGUAUAUUCGAAGUCCGAGUCUACCUGCAAGAAGGGCGUCUCUCGACGCUCCGAGCUGCCGCCACCCCCGGGGCCAACGAGGCUAUGCCGUCCAGUCCGUCCAGAGGCGGUGUGACUGGUGCCGCUUCCGAGGCACUCGCACGUUUGCGGGGCACCUCACCGCUCAGCGCUACCCCUCGCUCGGAAGAUGAGGGAGCAGGGAGACCGGCUUUCGCCUGGCCGCCCACUUCACAGCCCGCCCGAAUUGUCGCUGGUAUCGACGUCGACAAGCUUGGCGCAGCUAUAGACAAGCUGGACUCGGCGCAGAUCAAGGAGCGUCGUCGUCGCUUCGAACGAAUCUAUCAGGAAAUGAUGAUCGCCAUACAGGAGAAACAUCGGGAGGAAAAGGGCCUCCCCUUCACGGAUGCGCUCAUCAUCCUAGCGCACCACCUCAUCAUCGACGAUGAACAAGCGCUGAGCCUAGAGGAGCUGCUCGAGCGCCGCAUGCUAUGGGAGAAGGUCGACAUGCGCAUUGAAGCUAACAUCGUCCGCGGAAUGCUACGACAAAUGUACCUACGUCAGCGCUUCCUUGCAGUGCGAGAAGAGCGAAGGCGUGCUAGUAUAUCAGAUGCCCCAAUUCCUACCAUCAAUGUGGACGCCCCAGAAGCUGGAGCCAGCACAGGGUCUCGACAGACAAGACCUCAGCUCCAGCUCAACACUUCGAGUCCCGUCGUAACCCCGCCAGCUGGUCUGGCUGUCGACCAAGAUUACAUGAGUGCCGGUCUGAAGCCGGGAGAGGAGCGACUUUCGCCCAGUCGUCGUAGUCCCGAUGGCGCCGUGUCGCCGGCGAUCACGAUCAGCCCUGCUGAUGUCAGCCUGGAAGAACUGGUGCGACGGGCAUCGCCUCUGAUCGAGAGCUUCCAACACACUGCGUGGGGCGGCUUGGCCAGAAGAGUCUCCCGAGACGCCCGCGAUCUCGGCUCGCCCCCAAUCGCACCGGCUGCUGGGGAAAACCCUUGGCAGCGGUCCCCAGAACCCUUUGCAGAUGAUCCUACCAGUGCGGCUCAACGAGCCGCUUACAUGUAUGGUGAUGUGCUGCCAAGUCAUCAAGAGUCUCGCCCUGGAACAUCUCAUGACGCUCCCGAGACCUCCAGACAUGCAGGAGACCAACAGAAUCCGCCUGACAGUGAACGCUUCAAUACGCCCGCUCAGCAAGGCGGCUCUGGAAAACUCGGACUCCGAGGCUAUCGCGACAAUUUCUUGUGAUACUGGGCAUUAUUACUUCAGUCUCCAAAUUAAUUCUUCCUCGACGCAUCCCGCAGAGAGACUCAUCACCGGACACUCGCAUCACUCUGAUCCCGACGCGCUUAGAAUCUCAUCAUCCUCCAUACAGCCUCUUGCACACGAGUUGCUCCUUCCACUUACCUAGACAUUCCGUUGCAUCUCUUCGCACACCCUUUUACAAUCACACAAAUCAACCACACACACUCUGCGGAAGAUCCAACCGUCGCUAGCCUUGUUCCCGAAGCUGUAACUUAUCUCAGAAGCUCUACUUUCCUCACUUUGAAUGAAUGCGUCGUCAAAGG
This is a messenger RNA of Ceraceosorus guamensis, 8076 nucleotides long. RefSeq lists its product as hypothetical. Gene Ontology annotation, cellular component: voltage-gated calcium channel complex; membrane. Gene Ontology annotation, biological process: calcium ion import across plasma membrane. Bases 266 to 7756 code for a protein of 2496 amino acids. The transcript has 5 exons. The record is from RefSeq and is a predicted model, not a curated record. Gene Ontology annotation, molecular function: high voltage-gated calcium channel activity. NCBI's taxonomy places the organism in Eukaryota, Fungi, Basidiomycota, Exobasidiomycetes, Ceraceosorales, Ceraceosoraceae.